Molecule: messenger RNA, 1581 nt
Organism: Racocetra persica
Lineage: Eukaryota; Fungi; Glomeromycota; Glomeromycetes; Diversisporales; Gigasporaceae
Source: the annotation of a GenBank genome assembly
UUGUGCUUCACAAUAUCAUGCGUACACACGAAUAUUUUAAUCGAAGGCAUAGUAAAUGGAGUAUUAUAGGAUUUCUAAACGAAAGUGAUGAAGAAUCGUUCCAACUGAAGAUCGGUGUCUAUUUAAAAAAUCUCGAGAACAUUAUUAACCAUGAACAAGGGGCGAGGCGUGACAAAGCACAGCUUCUCUAUGAUAAUUAUAAAAAGGCAAGUAAAAGCUUUUUUAUUGGAAAUGGUACCCAACCCGAUUAUAAAAUGGCAAGGCAAUGGGAAAUGACGCAUAAGCCUGGGCUUUCGGUUCGCCUUAACCAUCCUAAAGUGACAAUCAGUGGCAAUUCUAUAGUUGAUUCAAUAGUUGGAGCUUUCAAUGCAAGGAUAGAUUCAACAAAAAGAAGUCAAGAGCAUCAAAAAGAGACUAAGCGAAACCAAAAACGGUCAAAAGUCACAAUAGCGGAUGACAAUGUCGAUGAGAUCGAAACACUGGAUAAUCAUAAUAACAAGAUCGAAACAACAGAUAACCAUGCAGAUGGGAUCGAAAUAGUAGAUGACCAUGAAGAUAUGUUAGAAGACGAUGAAAGCCUUGAAUUUGAUUUCGAUUCAGUUGUUAAGAGUUUGCAACAAGAACCAAUAAAUGAAUGGAAAGUGCAUGGUAUUAAUGUUACACGAAAAUUCCGUGAAUAUCAGCAAGAGGUUCUCGAAACACUUAAGACAACUGGAUUAACCUGGUAUAAUACAUACGAAACCUUAGCACUCUCAUCCAUAAUUGUGCUCGGCCGAAACUGUCCUUAUCCAAAUUUUACUGAAGAAGAGUGGCAGUCGAUAACUCAAACAAACAAAUAUACAAUCCAUGAGCCAGUGAUACCGUCUUCGGUAUCAACUGCCUUACAUGAAACCGUGAUCAAGCAUUUGUUAGGUCGGGACAGUUAUAUGCAUGCAGACGAAACUCCAUUGAGCAGAGCAGUCGCACGAACCUUCAAUGAGUUGCGAGAGAAUUUACCUGAUCUUGCAUCGCAAAGGACUUCCGAGGAUGAACAUUGCCGUAUAUUUCUGAAUCCUUACAUAAGUUCGAUUUUUCUGAAGAAAAACAAUAAUUACGAAGUGCAGUUAAAUCGCGCCGUCAAGGGCACAAAACAAAGACCUGACCUUUCAUGCGUCGUGGAUAAUGUACCUUUAUUAAAUUCUGAAAUUAAGCCAAUGGGGAGCCGUCCUUUAAACAAGAAAAAGGAUUUUUCAAAAGUUCAUUUACGGGGAAGAAAGACAAUCAAUCAGCAAUUGACCUCGAAAGGUGGCCCAGGAGAAACAGCAAUGCUCCUCAAUCAUGGUGAUAUUGUACAAACGUAUUUUAUGGACCUCCAAUUUGAUGGGCUAUAUCGGUCUUGGCCUUUUCUCACAACAAAAUUGGCAAUUGAUGAACCCAGUUUGCCUUUGAUCGAAUCAAACUUUGCUCAUUUUGUGGCCUUAGAGAGACGUGUAUGUGAACUUGCGAAAGAUUAUAAACGUCGAAGGGGUCCAUUCACACCGCCUCUACAAAUUCGAUAUAUGCGUAGUGUCCCAGACUCUCCGCAGAUCCGUAACAUGCUAG